Entrophospora sp. SA101 is the source of this 1407-nucleotide messenger RNA. NCBI's taxonomy places the organism in Eukaryota, Fungi, Glomeromycota, Glomeromycetes, Entrophosporales, Entrophosporaceae. The record is from the annotation of a GenBank genome assembly.
AUGGACAAGUUGGAUUUUUUUCUUAUUUGCAUAGUAACAUUUUAUGUGAUAUUAUGUCCUUUUACAAAGGUUGAAGAAAGUUUUAAUAUUCAAGCAAUACAUGACAUCUUGGAAUAUGGAGUUGAUAUUGAAGGUUUAGAAAAUUAUGAUCAUUUUGAAUUUCCUGGAGUUGUUCCUAGAACUUUUAUAGGCUCUUUAAUAUUAAGUGGAAUAAGUUGGCCUAUUAUACAUAUUAUGAAAAUUUUAAUUCCUACUUGGAUUAAAUUUUAUUCCCAAUAUGUUGUUCGAAUUGUUUUUGGUUUAUUUAAUGUAUACACACUUUCUUGUCUUCGAACAUCAAUCAAAAAAUCAUUUGGUCAAAGAGUUGCUAUUUUAUUUGGUGUUAUAAGUGGUUGUCAGUUUCACACUAUAUUUUGGGCAAGUAGAACAUUACCAAACAUGUUUGCAUAUCCAUUAGCAGUAAUAUUUCGUUUUGAGGUUUUGAUGUUACUUUCUUUGAUCUUAAUCUUGGAAUUAUCACUUAGAAAUUUGAAUUUCUAUGAGUUACUUGAUCAGCUAACUAUUGCCAUUCCUAUUUAUUUAGCAUUAACCUUAAUUAUUGAUUCAUACUUUUGGCAAACAUUUAUGUGGCCAGAAUUUUUUGCAUUCCAUUUCAAUGUAAUAUUGGGCAAAAGUGUGGACUGGGGAGUUUCACCUUUUCACAUCUAUUUCACAUCAUUUCUCCCACGUCUUCUACUAUUAUCUUUACCGUUAAGUAUACUUUCAAUAUUUGUGGAUCAACGUACUCAUGAAUUUUUCUUACCAAUGAUAAUUUUUGUGUUUUUAUUCUCAUUUCUUGGACAUAAAGAAUGGCGAUUUAUUGUUUAUGUAGUACCAAUAUUUAACAUGUGCUCAGCACUUGGAAUUGUAUGGAUUUAUAAUUAUCCUGGUGGAGUGGCUUUACAAAACUUGCACAUUAUUGAAAAUGAUUUUCUUGAUGCAAUGACAGGUGUAUCCAGAUUUGGUGAAUUGAGAAAUGACUGGCAUUACUCAAAAGAUGAAUCACAUUCAUCACCAGAAGAUUAUAAAUCAUAUACACAUUUAUUAACUUCUAAACCUAAAUUUCAUGAAGGUAGUUUUACCAUCAUUGACAUGGUUGAUGGAUAUCAAUUUUUGAGAAUCAAAAAAACAAAUGAAUUUACUCUGAUGUGGAUUGAUUUGUUUAAUCUACUUGUUAGCUAUAACAAAAACAAUUAUUAUCAGUUUAAAGAAAUGUUUGAAUUGGUCUUUCCUAUAGAAAUAGUUUUGAAACCAAAAAUAUGGAUAAUGAAAAGGAAAGAUGAUGAUGACAAAUCAAAAAAGAUUUUCAAUUCUUUAAACGAGACUGAUAUUAAAAUUGAACUUGACAAAAAUAUUAUUUAUUUAUGA